Messenger RNA from Geodia barretti, 918 nucleotides. The record is from the annotation of a GenBank genome assembly. NCBI's taxonomy places the organism in Eukaryota, Metazoa, Porifera, Demospongiae, Tetractinellida, Geodiidae.
AUGGACGAACGCAUCUGGAUGAUGAACCGGCAGGGCAAGGUGCCCAUCGCGGCGUCAUGCCAGGGGCACGAAGCGGCGGAAUUGGGUUCUCUGCUGGCGGCGCAGAAGGACGGCGACUGUUUCCUCUUCCCGUAUUACCGGGAUCUGGCCGUCAAGAUGGCGGCCGGUCUCACGCCGCGCCAGGUGAUGCUGUCCUUCAUGGGCAAAGAGGGUGAGCCCUACUCGGGAGCGCGACAAUUCCCGCUGCAGGGUGCGGACCUGCCCCGAAACAUCAUCCAGAUAUCCAACGUCGUCGCCGCCGGAUUGACCCAGAGCGUCGGCUACGCGCUGGCGUGCAAGAUGAUGGGCGAAGACACGGUAACCAUUUGCUACUUCGGCGACGGGGCCUCCAGCCAGGGCGAGACCCAUGAGGCGAUGAACUUCGCGUCCAUCCACCGGGUGCCGGUGAUCUUCAUCUGCGAGAACAACAAGUACGCCAUAUCGACGCCGAUGGAUUCGCAGAUGGCAAUCAGCGAUGUGGCGGCCCGGGCCGAAGGCUACGGUUUCCCUGGUUUCGUAAUCGACGGGCUGGACCUCGUCGCCUGUUACGAGGCGACCCGAGAGGGGAUAGCCCACGCUCGCAGCGUCGGACCGGUGUUGGUGGAGAUGAAGGUGGAGCGGUUCAUGCCCCACACCACCGACGACGACGACCGCCGCUACCGGGACCGUGACGCCCUUGACGCCGCGCGGCAGUUUGACCCGGUCGCCGUUUUCCCAUCCCAGAUGGUGGAACGUGGCAUACUGACCCAGGAACAACUGGACGGGUUCCGCGCCGACGCCCAGCAGCAGGUCAACGACGCCACCGACUUCGCCGAUGCUGCCCAGCCCCCGACGCAUCUACGAUCUACGAUCACCUGUACGUGUAACAACCUGCAAUGA